This is a messenger RNA of Suillus subalutaceus, 405 nucleotides long. RefSeq lists its product as uncharacterized. The transcript has a single exon. The annotation marks the transcript as partial. The record is from RefSeq and is a predicted model, not a curated record. NCBI's taxonomy places the organism in Eukaryota, Fungi, Basidiomycota, Agaricomycetes, Boletales, Suillaceae.
AUGAGCCCUGGCUCGAUCAUGGAUACUACACUCCCCAGCACCAACUCAAGCCUGUUUUCCGUCCCCAAACUUGCCGAAGAUGGCUCGAAUUGGAUAACCUAUAAGGAAAGGACGUUAAUGGCGUUAGGGGCUAGAGGUCUGAUGCGAUAUACCGAGGGUCGAGCUACCAAGCCAUUGCCGUUCGCCGUAGAUGCGUCGACAAAGGCUCUAACGAAGGCUGAUGGGACAGUGCCUACGCAGGCCGAGAUCGACGAGCUUGAUAAGAAGAUUGACGAAUAUUACCAGAAAGACUCACUGGUAAAGCAACAAGUCUUCAGCACCAUAACUGAUAGAUUAUUGCUGCGCGUUCAAAACCUGAAGGACGCUUCGGAAAUCUGGAAAGAGAUAUGUCAGAUCCAUGAAGGC